AUUUUCAGAGAUUGCAUCAUAACAACCAUCGUCAACUGUUUCACAAGUUUUUUCUCUGGCUUUGUAAUAUUCACUUAUUUGGGAUACAUGUCCCAUAAACAAGGGGUCCAUAUUAGUGCGGUAGCUACAGAGGGACCUGGGCUUGUAUUUCAAGUAUAUCCUGAAGCAGUAGCCACUUUGCCAGGAUCCCAUUUAUGGUCGGUUCUGUUCUUUUUUAUGUUGAUUAUGUUAGGAUUGGAUUCAGCGAUGGGUGGAUUGGAAUGCGUGAUAACAGGACUGAUGGAUGAAUUUUCAAAUUUUUUCAAGGGCAAGAGAUACGCCAGGGAGAUUUUCACUUUAGGGAUUAUAAUUAUGUCUUUUUCUGUAGCUCUGAUAAAUGUCACACCUGGCGGUAUCUACAUGUUCCACCUUUUUGAUACUUACUCCGCUGGAAUUUCACUCCUUUGCUCUGCACUUUUUGAGGCUGUGGCUGUGUCCUGGUUUUAUGGUUUAGACAGGUUUUCACAAGAUGUAGAGGCUAUGAUAGGCUUAAGACCAGGAUUAUACUGGAGGAUCUGUUGGAAGUUUAUCAGUCCUAGUUUUAUUAUUUGUGUUGUAAUGUUUGGGCUUUUCUACCACGAACCCUUGAAGUACAAUGACUACUUUUAUCCAGGCUGGGCUGAAUGGGUGGGUUGGUCUCUUGCCCUGUCUUCCAUUUUGAUGAUUCCGUUGGUGGCCAUCAUACAAAUUGUCAAAAUAAAAGGCACUUGUAAAGAGAAGCUGGCACUGAGCAUUUCGCCUGUGGAAGAGCACGAGGAAAUAAGGAGGAGCAAGCUCACCAGCAGGUUUAAAGCAAAACACUGGUUGUACGUUUAA
Anoplophora glabripennis (Asian longhorned beetle) is the source of this 855-nucleotide messenger RNA. RefSeq names its product sodium-dependent noradrenaline transporter-like. The annotation marks the transcript as partial. The record is from RefSeq and is a predicted model, not a curated record. Gene Ontology annotation, biological process: sodium ion transmembrane transport; dopamine uptake involved in synaptic transmission. Gene Ontology annotation, cellular component: neuronal cell body membrane; neuron projection; presynaptic membrane. Lineage: Eukaryota; Metazoa; Arthropoda; Insecta; Coleoptera; Cerambycidae. Gene Ontology annotation, molecular function: dopamine:sodium symporter activity. The transcript has 7 exons.